This is a messenger RNA of Soboliphyme baturini, 1380 nucleotides long. NCBI's taxonomy places the organism in Eukaryota, Metazoa, Nematoda, Enoplea, Dioctophymatida, Soboliphymatidae. The record is from the annotation of a GenBank genome assembly.
AUGCAAGCUAAUGAAUGGGCAGGUUUGAUGAAGCACUGUUAUUUUAGGGGCUAUGCCGGUAAAGUAUGGUAUCCGGACGGCAAGUUCUAUGCGAAGUUCAAGUCAGCAAGUUACAUUGCGGACAGCUAUUCAGACCAGUUUGGACCAACCGAUGAGGAGAUACAAGCGGCGAAAGAUAAUGACAGAAGAUGUCAGUGUUUAGUGCUGCCAGAAUUGGUUGAGAAGAAAAUUAAGAACAUGGUUCUGAACUUCGGGCCUCAGCACCCAGCUGCCCAUGGCGUGCUUCGACUAAUGUUGGAGCUGGAUGCAGAGAUCGUCAUUCGUGCCGUGCCUCAUAUUGGCAUGCUUCAUCGGGCGACCGAGAAGUUGAUCGAGUUCAAAACUUACACGCAGGCUUUGCCUUACUUCGACCGUUUGGACUACAUGACCAUGAUGUGCAGUGAACAAGCAUUCGCAUUGGCAGUCGAGAAGUUGCUCGGAAUCGACAUUCCACCUCGAGCGAAAUGGAUAAGAACGCUGUUUGCGGAACUAACGAGAGUGAUGAACCACACGAUUGCCGUCGGAACCCAUGCGUUGGAUAUCGGCGCGAUGACGCCGCUCUUUUGGAUCUUCGAAGAGCGAGAAAAGAUGUUCGAGUUCUAUGAACGCGUUUCUGGUGCACGAAUGCAUGCCAAUUAUAUUCGCCCGGGCGGAGUCGCCGCAGAUAUCCCUUUGGGUCUGAUGGAUGACAUGUACGAAUGGGCGCGGAAGAUGCCUGCCAGGCUCGACGAAAUCGAAGACGUCUUGACGGAAAGUCGUAUAUGGAAGAUGAGAACGAAGGACAUCGGUAUUGUCACGGCAGAAAACGCUUUGCACGGCCCAAUGCUUCGAGGAUCCGGUAUCAAAUGGGAUCUGCGAAAGACACAGCCAUACGAUGCUUAUGAUCAGGUGGAAUUUGAUGUACCUAUCGGUACGAAAGGAGAUUGCUACGACAGGUAUUCUCUUGUUUGGAAAUUGAUUUUGAAGCACGAGCUUUAUCCUUUGAACCACCUUAGGUACCUGAUUCGAAUGGAAGAAUUGCGUCAAAGCUUGCAUAUCAUUGAACAGUGUCUGAACAAGAUGCCCGCAGGCGAGGUCAAAAUUGACGACCACAAAAUCGUUCCUCCGAAGCGGGCAGAAAUGAAAGAAAGCAUGGAAGCUCUGAUUCAUCACUUCAAAUUUUAUUCUCAAGGCUUUCAGGUUCCUCCUGGAACCACUUAUACUGCCAUUGAAGCUCCAAACGGCGAAUUCGGUGUCUACCUGGUUGCUGAUGGAUCGUCGAAGCCUUAUCGAUGUUUCAUUCGAGGACCUGCGUUUGCUCAUUUGGUAUUAUGCAUUCAGAUUAGAUUUUUUCUUUUUUAA